This is a messenger RNA of Periconia digitata, 1048 nucleotides long. The record is from the annotation of a GenBank genome assembly. Lineage: Eukaryota; Fungi; Ascomycota; Dothideomycetes; Pleosporales; Periconiaceae.
UACUUUGUGGGCGAUGAAGGUUUUUUCUUUUUCCUCUCGUCGCCAAUUCACCACCAAAGCUUUCUCCAAGCUCGCUACGCCAGCCCCCAGGAACCCCGCUGCCCUCACCCCUCUCCGCGCCAUGUCCACGACAACACGACGAGAAGACCCGUUCAAGCCGGCCGCACGCGUCGCUGGCCAGAAGCAGGAUGUCUGGACUAUUGUCAACGAAGCCGCCGCGGCCUCGCCUGUCCAGCCCAUCGUCAACAUGGGCCAGGGUUUCUUCGGCUACAACCCUCCCAAGUUCGUCCUCGAUGCCGCAAAGACCGCUCUCGAUACCGUAGAAUGCAACCAAUACUCGCCCACAAAAGGCAGGCCACGCUUAAAGAAAGCCAUCGCCGACGCCUAUUCUCCCUUCUUCGGCCGUACGUUGGACCCGGACAAGGAGGUUACCAUUACAACCGGUGCCAAUGAGGGCAUGCUCUCAGCCUUCAUGGGCUUCCUGGAACAAGGCGACGAAGUCAUUGUAUUCGAGCCCUUCUUCGACCAGUACAUCAGCAACAUUGAGAUGCCCGGCGGCAAGGUCGUCUAUGUGCCCAUGCAUCCACCAAAAGAUGGCGCCACCAAGACAACCUCUGCUGCCGAAUGGACGCUCGACAUUGCCGAAUUCGAGGCCGCCAUAACCCCAAAGACACGCAUGAUUGUUCUCAAUUCCCCACACAAUCCCAUUGGCAAAGUCUUCUCCAAGUCAGAGCUUCAGGCAAUUGCAGACAUCUGUGUGAAACACAACAUCAUUAUCCUCUCCGACGAAGUCUACGACCGCCUCUACUACGUCCCCUUCACCCGCGUCGCUACCCUCUCCCCUGAAGUCGCAAAGCUCACACUCACCGUUGGCUCUGGCGGAAAGAAUUUCUACGCUACAGGCUGGAGAGUGGGCUGGCUAAUCGGUCCCGAGCAUCUCAUUAAAUACGUCAGCGCAGCACACACGCGCAUAUGCUACUCACGCACACAACUUCUGGGAAGACUCCAAGCGCGAGAUGAAAGCCAAAAUGGAUAAAUUCAACGCUAU